AUAGUACAGCGUACUUCCUUUGCUUCAAAUUCCAUACUUUUUUUUGCUGUAGGGAUUUUUAAAAGUUUUUUUCUCUGGAACUUGAAACAUCAAAAGAAGAAAAGGGUAGGUGUUAUAUAUUAAUUUGGUUAUACAUAAUUGGUGGGUUUUGGAUAUAGAGUAUUGUUGAUUUGGUGUAAUGGGUUUUGGUUUAUUGAGUAUUUUUUUGGGGUGAUUUUGGUCGAAGGGAAGUCAUAGGAAUAAACCCCAACCCUGAGAGUGCUGUCGGCGCGAGGUCUCUUUCUGUCGGCAUUGUCUGUAUCCAACGAUGAUUCUCAAAUUUAUUGAUUAAAAAGUACAAUCACGAGAUUGGUUGAUUCUAUUCAUUCAUUCAUUCAUUACUUCUUAGUUGUUGCAGCCCCUGAAAGCUGUGUGUCUCUGCUUCCCUUUACCUGCCUUUGUCUCUUCGACACUUGCAACUCCUAGAGUUGGUGUUGAUCAUAACUGGGUUUAUAUUACUUUUUCUUGAUUUGACUGUGUUUUCGAAAUUCUUGCUGGGUUUUUGGAUUGAGAGAUAUAAACAAAAAGACUUCAUUUCUCAAUGUGGGAAUGUGGGUGAGUGUUGAUUUUGCUGAUUCUGUUAUUGCGAGGCUCGCUGAUUUUGUCAUUGGCAAAUGAAUCUGAGAUUUCUGGAGAUCUGGCUGCAUUAUUUCUCUGGGAAUACAGGUUCGAUGUAUAAUAUUUUGUAUUCCAGUAAUACUUUACUGCAUUGUUGAAGUGGUUCCCAUACCAAAUGUCAAGGACUCUUGCAGCCAUAUUAGGAGGUGCUGCAGGAGUCGUGGCAUUGGUGGGGAUGGUUAUCUUUCUUAUAUGGUUCUGCCUAUCUCACAAGAAGAGUGUUUCAAGAACUUCUGAGACAGGGUCUUCUGAACCAUCUCAAGGAGGAAGGCAUGUUGGGGUUGAGUUGUCCAUUCGAGAAGCAAGGCGUUUUGAGAUGGAAGAAUUAUCUCUUGCUGCAAAAAAUUUUAAUGAUAAAAAUUUGAUUGGGGUAGGAAAAUUUGGGGAAGUAUAUAAGGGUUUGCUUAAUGAUGGGAUGCUUGUGGCUAUCAAAAAGCGAUCUGGAGCACCUAGCCCUGAAUUUGUUGAUGAGGUGCGCUACCUUUCACCUAUUCAGCAUCGGAAUCUUGUGACUCUUUUGGGCUACUGCCAGGAAAGUAAUCAACAGUUUCUCAUAUACGAGUAUAUACCUAGUGGGAGUGUUUCCAGUCACUUGUAUGGACCUGGUCGUGUUUCAGAUGGGAAGCUAGAAUUCAAGCUUAGACUUUCAAUAGCUCUUGGUGCAGCUAAAGGUUUGGCUCAUCUUCACUCUCAGAGUCCCCGUUUGUUACACAAGGAUUUCAAAACAGCCAAUGUUCUUGUAGAUGAAAAUUUUAUUGCUAAGGUUGCAGAUGCAGGACUUCGUAAUUUCCUGGGACAUGUCGAUGUUGCAGGUCCAUCUUCACAAGUGACAGCAGAUGACAUAUUUCUUGCGCCAGAGGUGAAAGAGUUCAGAAGAUUUUCUGAUAAAAGUGAUGUAUUCAGUUUUGGCGUAUUCCUUCUGGAGUUACUACACGGACAGGAAGCAACAGAAUCGCCAUCUCCAGACUCCAGCCAAAACCUGGUUGAAUGGGUUCAAAAUACUGAGGACUACAGUGUUUUUGCUAGCAUUGUUGAUCAAAAAUUGGGAACUAGCUUCACAGCUGAAGGCAUGGAGGAGUUCAUACAACUGAUAGUCCGAUGCCUGGAACCUUCAAGCGAGAGGCGACCUGCCAUGAGUUACGUGGUGAUGGAACUCGAUCGGAUACUCGAGAAAGAGAUGAGCUUAACAACAGUAAUGGGGGAAGGAACCCCAACUGUGACUCUUGGAAGCCAACUAUUUAAAGCAUCAAAAUAAAAACAAAUCCAUUUGCCUCCAAAAUAUUGAGUGUGAUUUUUGUUGUACUUUUUUUUUCUUUUCCCUCUUUUCCUCAAUCCCUUCUCCCUUUUUUGAAAGAAAUUCAGCUGUUUGUUAAGUGUACAAAAGAACAGCUGUAUAAUUUUUUCAUUUUUUUGUGUCAUAAAUGUAUGUGAAAUCUUGUUGUAAACCAUUAUUUGUUGUUAAUAUGAUAGUAAGAGUUGAGAUUUGUGUGA
Molecule: messenger RNA, 2148 nt
Organism: Hevea brasiliensis (rubber tree)
Lineage: Eukaryota; Viridiplantae; Streptophyta; Magnoliopsida; Malpighiales; Euphorbiaceae
Product: proline-rich receptor-like protein kinase PERK8
Exons: 8
Coding region: 773-1912 (379 amino acids)
Biological process (GO): protein phosphorylation
Molecular function (GO): ATP binding; protein kinase activity
Source: RefSeq, a predicted model, not a curated record